Messenger RNA from Racocetra persica, 489 nucleotides. NCBI's taxonomy places the organism in Eukaryota, Fungi, Glomeromycota, Glomeromycetes, Diversisporales, Gigasporaceae. The record is from the annotation of a GenBank genome assembly.
AUGGUCAUAUUUGAACGUGCAUUACAAUCUCAAAAUGAAUGGUUUCUAGUAGAAGAAAUGAAUGAUCAUAUUAUAGAACCAUCUUUUUUAAUACAAAAACUUGCAGUCUGGCUUAAAGAUCAACUGCCUCUACCGUUUUUUGAUCUAUCUGUUAAUGAAAUUUUAUACUACUUUAAUAGAUCUUGGAAGUGUCGUCCUGUUAAAUUUCAAAAUCAACAUCUGGCUGAAUAUAUAUCAACAAAUCCACUGCUUAAUUCAACGAUGCCGGUUUUAAAUUUCUUCUUAGAUUUGUACUAUAAUAAGUUCGGUACCUUCAGAACUGUAUACCACUUCCUAGAUAGCAUUUAUUUACAAAUUGGCAAUAUGCCACAUCAAAUAAGAAAGCAACUAUGCAAUCACUUUGUUAUCAGAUUUGUACCUUUUGGAAGGAAUAUCCGAGACUUUAUCAAACCAUUUUUUGAAGAAAUUACGAAACUUGAAAAAGGGUUU